Messenger RNA from Cyclopterus lumpus (lumpfish), 2432 nucleotides. It is a transcript of the gene rrp8, whose product is annotated as ribosomal RNA processing 8. Gene Ontology annotation, molecular function: methyltransferase activity. The record is from RefSeq and is a predicted model, not a curated record. Gene Ontology annotation, biological process: cellular response to glucose starvation; regulation of transcription by glucose; rDNA heterochromatin formation. Lineage: Eukaryota; Metazoa; Chordata; Actinopteri; Perciformes; Cyclopteridae. The transcript is spliced from 7 exons. Gene Ontology annotation, cellular component: chromatin silencing complex; nucleolus; rDNA heterochromatin. The coding region runs from base 321 to 2033 and encodes 570 amino acids.
UCAUCCACAUGCGCCUGUAGUUCUGUUUUGCUUCCUUUCCGCACACGAGACAAACCAACGUGGCUUUUGCUUUUGACAAGAUUUCUUUUCACAUCCAUUGAACAUAUCUAAGUGUUCAUUAAAUAAAACCUUUUUUUACAAACAGCGCCAUCAACGAAACGAGCCGUUUGACGAGUGAACGAGCAUCUGCCUCGAGACAAAGUGGCGACUUAUUGAAUUAGCCGAGUUAGCGCGUUGAAGUGACGCUAGCAGAGUCGUUUUUCUCGUCUUUAGCGGUGAAUUACGUUCCUACGUGUGUUUCUUCCAGACCUCCUGGAAACAUGUUUAAUGAGGAUGAAGACUGGAGUGACGAACAAGACGUUCAGGCGCUGAGCAACACUGUGCUCACAAGCACCCAGAAGGCGAACAGCAGCACGAAUGUCAAGUCCAAGGUGGUUGGAAAGAAGAGCCUGCUGCGGACCCUGCAGACACUGGGAUCAGUACCAGAGUGGAAGAAUGACGACCAUCAGCAGGACAGCGACAGUGAGGCAGAUGUGGUCCCAUUACACAGCAAGAGAAAGAAGAAAAGGAGGAAGAAGCGAAAGAAAGUGGAGACAACAGCAGAGCAGCAAGACAGUGGAGACUUAGAUCAGACCGUUAAAGUGGAGACAACAGGAGAGCAGCAAGAAAAUGGAGACUUGGAUCAGACCGUUAAUGGGCAGACACUUGCAUCAAAAAAGAGGAAGAAAGACAACACAUCUGCGACUCAGAAGUUAAAAAACACAUCCGUGAGCAAAACAGUGGAUAACGUAAUUAUAAAAUCCAAACCAGAGAACACGGAGGGACUGAACAGACAACAGUGGAAAAACAAAAUGAAGAACAAGAGGAAAUGUAAAAAUAAAUACAGCCAGAAUGAGCCAGAGAGGGAAAUCAAUAAAGCAGAAUCUGCAGAGCAGCACGAGCCAAAGGAGGAAGUCAACAUAGAUUCAUACAGCAACAACAACAGUCAGACCCCAGCCAAGAAAAAGGAAAAGCAAAGUAAACCACAGAAAAUGAAAAAGACCCAAGUGGACACCGACAUAUCCGGGACAACAGACACACAGACGCUCGGAGAGGAAAAGCAGCGAAUUGGUAGCAAAGUUGGAAAAGACGCAACUGAAACUUCUGCUGAUGGAACAAAACAGAAAGCAGAUGUACCUGAAGUGGAGAACACAGGUGAGCAGCACCAGUCACCCUUGAAAAGACCGAAACCCGAGAUGAGCAGAGAACAGAUUCUGAAAAGAGAGAAGCUACGGAAAUUGCUCCACCGACAGGAACCAGUCCAACGGGAGAGUCCCGCUGAGACGGAAGACCAGCCUGCGGCCCCAGAGGAGGAGGUGAAACCGGACCGCUCCGCCUCCCUGAGGUCCCGCAUGGAGCAGCGGCUUGAGUCGGCCCGUUUCCGGUACAUUAAUGAAGUUUUGUACAGCACGUCCAGCGGCGAGGCGAAGCGCAUGUUCAAACAGGACCCGCUGGCCUUCGGGAUCUACCACAGGGGAUACACGGCGCAGGUUCAGAGAUGGCCCGCCAACCCAGUGGACGCCAUCAUCUCUUACAUCCAACACAAACCUCCCUCUCUGGUGGUUGCAGACUUUGGUUGUGGUGACUGUAAAGUAGCGCGCAGCGUGAAGAACAAAGUGCACAGCUUCGACUUGGCGGCUGCCUGCAAACAUGUCACAGUCUGUGACAUGGCCAACGUCCCGCUUUGCGACGGCUCUGUGGACAUCGCCGUGUUCUGCCUUUCUCUCAUGGGAACCAACUUGGCAGAUUUUCUAGCCGAGGCCAACCGUGUGUUAAAGAGGGGGGGUGUCCUGAAGAUAGCGGAAGUGGCGAGCAGGUUCGAGAACGUGCGGAACUUUGUCAGUGCGCUGGCAGGACUGGGAUUUAAGAUGGUGAACCAGGGCACAGAGAACACUCAUUUCUACUCCUUUGAAUUGCUGAAGACGGGAGAUGCUCCAGAAAAUAUCAAGAAAUUUGGACUUCAGUUGAGGCCCUGCGUCUACAAGAAAAGAUGAACGUGUGCGUGAGGACUUUAUGCAAACAAUGUAUAUGUUAUACUGUGAUACUUUCAUUUUCAUUUUUUAAGCAGUAUGUUUGGGAAUGUGAAGCAUGGAUCAGUUUUCCAAAGCAGCAGUUGUACAUUUGUAUCUAAAUGUCUCGUUUUAGAUUGCUACACUUUGAAGCCUCUGAACACAGAUUUGAGCUGAGUUAGCUGCAUUUAUUGUACAUGGUUUUUAGCGUAAUACAUCAAUAUAAAUGCUAAUCAGUAAAAAAAACCUGAGUGUUCUUUUAUUGGAAAGAAAACCUACAAAUAGUAUAUACAAGCCACCAUUUUAGUAAAUUUUUACAAGAAGACAUGUUAAAGUUAAUUGUCCCGUUGAAAAAUGCCGACAAUUCUGGAAAAAAUAAAAUAU